This is a messenger RNA of Choloepus didactylus (southern two-toed sloth), 3937 nucleotides long. It is a transcript of the gene SENP5, whose product is annotated as SUMO specific peptidase 5. The transcript is spliced from 12 exons. Gene Ontology annotation, biological process: protein desumoylation. Gene Ontology annotation, molecular function: deSUMOylase activity. Gene Ontology annotation, cellular component: nucleus. The record is from RefSeq and is a predicted model, not a curated record. Bases 264 to 2591 code for a protein of 775 amino acids. Lineage: Eukaryota; Metazoa; Chordata; Mammalia; Pilosa; Megalonychidae.
UGAGCGCCAGCGUCGCGGCCUCGGCUAGAAAGGAAGCUCGGCGGCCCUGGCCGCUGUGAGCAGGCCGGACACCUCCUGGCUGACGGGCUUCCCUUAGAGCUGGCGAAGGCGGGGCCGGAGUCCGAACUGCCGCAAUGUCUUAACCCGCUGCGGGGUAGGUGCCGGUGGCGAGGGACGUAGGUUGUACAUUUUCUGCAAGAAUACCACAGAAGUGAUGCUGUGCGAUAUCAGGAGGCACAUGAUGUCCAUAUGUCUCCUUACUGAUGAUGUUAACCUGGAUCACCUGGCUAAGCUACAACCAGAUCUCAUUAUGCAUCAGAAAAAUGAAAAAACAGAGGAAAAUUCUAUGGAGGAAAGGAAUCCACUUAGCCUUUUCUGAGAAAUGGAAUACUGGGUUUGGAGGCUUUAAGAAGUUCUACUUUCAUCAAUAUUUGUGCAUUUUGAAAGCUAAGCUGGGAAGACCAAUUACUUGGAGCAAGCAGUUGAGGUAUUUCCAGUGCAGAAAGAAGGCCCUUCAAAUCCAGAAAACGUGGAUCCAGGAUGAAUCUCUUUUUGCUGAGACCAAAUCCAAUGUCGCUGCUCAAAAUGUUAGUCCUUUGUCCUCUAAAGUGAAAAGAAAGGACAGUAAACACUUCAUUUCUUCCUCAAGGACUCUUGUGAAGCUCCAAGCAGAAAAGCUGCUAUCAACAGCAAAGAACUCUGACCAUAAAUACUGUGGAGAGGAAAGUCUGUUGAAGGCAGUUGCUGUCUUACCAGCAAAUAGGGUUUUAGGUCAGGCCAGUGGCCACAGACCCAGGACAGAACUGCAAGCUUCUCACUUUCCCAUGAAGUUCAAUGGGGAGAGCCAAAGUCCAGGUGAGAGCAGCACAAUUGUGGUCACCUUGAACAACCAUAAAAGAAAGCGCUUUUGUUAUGGCUGCUACCAAGGGUUGGAGCACCACAGAAAUGAGGGACCCCUGAUUCCCAAAAAGUUCCAACUUAACCAACAUAGAAGAAUAAAAGUAUCUCCUCUUAUGAUGUAUGAGAAAUUAUCUAUGAUUAGAUUUCGGUACAGGAUCUUCAGAUCCCAGCACUUCAGAACAAAAAGCAAAGUUUGCAAGCUAAAAAAAGUCCAGCGAAGCUGGGUGCAGAAGGUCACUGGGGACCAUCAAGAGACACUUAGGGAGAACUGUGAGGGUGGUAGUUUCGGCCCAUUCCCUUCCCCAGAACCUAAAGACCCUUCUUGUCAGCAUCAACCGUACUUCCCAGAUAUGGACAGUAAGGCUGUGGUGAAGGGAAAGAACUCUCAUAUGCCUGAUGGCUGCACUAGAGGAAGUCCUUUCUUGGGCAAGGAGCUUAGUUUAGGUGAAGCAUUCCCUGACCAGCAGAAUGGCAGUGCCACAUACACCUGGGACCGGUCACCCUGUUCCAUUCCUAAGUGGGAGUGUACAGAGCUGAUUCAUGACAUCCCCUUACCAGAACAUCAUUCUAGUAACAUGUACCUCUUGGAAACUGAAAGAGAAAUUAUGACUCUGGGUCAUGAAAAUCAGACAAGUACUGCUGAUGAUGACAAAGGUAAACUUUCAGUGUCUGGGGCAGAUAAUUCUGUGGGCAGUGUACAUGGGCCCAUGUCUGAAGAGACUGUUCAAAAUGAAAGCUCAUACCAGAUGCAGGAGGAUGGAUCUCUCAAGCAGAACAUUCUUAGUUCUAAGUUGCUGGACCACCCUUACUGUAAAAGUCCACUGGAAGCUCCCCUGAUGUGCAGUGGACUCAAACUAGAAAAUGAAGUGGGAGGUGGGAAGAACAAUCAAAAAGCAUCUCCAGUGGAUGAUGAACAGCUGUCAAUCUGCCUUUCUGGGUUCCUAGAUGAGAUUAUGAAGAAGUAUGGUAGUUUGGUCCCACUGAGUGAAAAAGAUGUUCUUGGAAGAUUAAAAGAUGUCUUUAAUGAAGACUUUUCUAAUAGAAAACCAUUUAUCAAUAGAGAAAUCACGAACUAUCGGGCCAAACAUCAAAAAUGUAACUUCCGCAUCUUCUACAACAAGCACAUGCUAGAUAUGGAUGAUCUGGCGACCCUGGAUGGUCAGAAUUGGCUGAAUGACCAGGUCAUUAAUAUGUAUGGUGAGCUGAUAAUGGAUGCAGUUCCAGACAAAGUUCACUUCUUCAACAGCUUUUUUCAUAGACAGCUGGUAACCAAAGGAUAUAAUGGAGUAAAAAGAUGGACUAAAAAGGUGGAUUUGUUUAAAAAGAGUCUUCUGUUGAUUCCUAUUCAUCUGGAAGUUCACUGGUCUCUCAUUACUGUGACACUCUCUAAUCGAAUUAUUUCAUUUUAUGAUUCCCAAGGCAUUCAUUUUAAGUUUUGUGUAGAGAAUAUAAGAAAGUAUUUGCUGACUGAAGCCAGAGAAAAAAAUAGACCUGAAUUUCUUCAGGGUUGGCAGACUGCUGUUACGAAGUGUAUUCCACAACAGAAAAAUGACAGUGACUGUGGAGUCUUUGUGCUCCAGUACUGCAAGUGCCUCGCCUUAGAGCAGCCUUUCCAGUUUUCACAAGAAGACAUGCCCCGAGUACGGAAGAGGAUUUACAAGGAGCUGUGUGAGUGCCGGCUCAUGGACUGAAACUCAGCAGGGACUCCGGGAAGUCUGACCAAGUUGGAGCAGAUGAACCAGUCACGCAGAAGACAGAAAGAAUUGUGUUCCAGCAAGAAUCUUUACUGCCCAGAGCUUGAGUUGCCAUUUCCUCCUAUCUGAUAAAUGGUCAUGGUGUCACCAUUGAGGCAUGCAGGGAUGAGUGUAGAGAACCUUAGGUGAGCUGUCCAAGUUCAGUUACUCUCACUUCCAGCUUAACAGGGCACUUUGAGGUGCACUGUUCAGCAUGGGUUAGCCUAAAUGUUGAGUAUUUUAAAAGUCUGGUAAAAUGUUUCUCUUUGCCAUUCAUGAAACUUGGUUUUAGCACCUAUAAUUGCUUUCUCCCUUCUUUUCUUGUGACUGGGUGUAGAUUCCUAUUAGCAUAAGUCCUAGAUUAGACUGACCUUUGUCCUGAUGCUUGCAGUAAUUGCUUCCUUUCAACAAAGACAGUUUUGAAAUAUACUCUGGGCUGUUGGUCAGAGACAGGCAUUGUUUUACUGUCACUAGUUUGGCACUGAACUGCUUGGGUGCCCACACGGUGGGCAGACCUACUUCUGGGGUUGAGUGCAGGCUUUAUACAAAUAAAAGUUACUUACAAUGUGCCUUCAGGAAGCUGCCCAGUCCUCUCUAUCAGCAAACUUAUCAGGCUGUAGUUCCUUCUUUCCAGUGAUCUUUCCUUUUUUUUAAAUCAGUAGCAGUGAAUGUAGAUUUAAUCCAACUUUUACUUAAGAUUUUCUCAAGAAUCAGAAUCAAUUUUUAGUUAACUCUUAAGGAAGGGAAAAGAAGCAGUUGUUGCCAUUAAUCCCCAAAUCACUUUUUUGGUUUUGUGUUUUAUUUUCUACUUACUGUUGAAUAUAACACUGUUCAUCUUGAAUUCAAGGUUAGAACAAAACAAUAACAGACUUAAUUGGGACACAGCCAGCGCUAGACUAAGUUGAGCUGCCCUUUUUCUCUACAGUUAUGGUUCACUGCUUCCCUGGGUUAGGAGUAAUUGAGGGCUUUGGGUGGGUCAGGCCCUUCAGGCGAGAAACGGUGUACUAAUAGUGCAAAUUAGAUAUAUUGAUUACCUGCUCUGCUUAAUUAUGUAAGGAAAUUGAAUUCAGUGGGCAGUUAGGCACAUAUUUUGUAGAUAAUUAAAAGGACCUAAGGAAUACCAUCAGAGAAGGGCUACAUAGUAUUUGGGCAUUACAAAAGCAGACCUUGACAAGCUGUCCACUUAAAUGGUACCUGUUGGUCAGAAAAGAAGGAAUUUAUUUAAAGAUUGUGAUCAUGUAAAAUUACAGUACUCAACACUUCUAGCAAAAUAUUUUUUUGAAAAAUAAACUAAAUGCCUUUAU